Linum tenue is the source of this 2410-nucleotide messenger RNA. NCBI's taxonomy places the organism in Eukaryota, Viridiplantae, Streptophyta, Magnoliopsida, Malpighiales, Linaceae. The record is from the annotation of a GenBank genome assembly.
UGCACCUCUUUCUCAUAUCCCUUCCCUUACACACAGAGAGAUUGUUAGAAGCAAGAGAGAAGAAACCUCAAAACUCUCCUCUCUCUCUAAUCUCUCUCACCCCCUUAAGCCAAAUAGAGCAAAGAAAGAUCCCCUUAGCUUAAUUACCUAUCAUCAUAUACCAAUCCUUCCCACCCACCACCCAAAAUCUUGCCCUUCUUCUUCCCCAAAUCCAUCAUCCCCUUGAUUCCUCUUUGCUCUCAUCUCCUCAUUUUUUCCUCCAAAAGGGCAAGCAGCAGUUGAAUUGGGAAAGAUUCCAUGGCGGGUUACCAGAGCGAUUCGAGGGAGGAUUCGCCAACGAGGAAGAUAGGGAGGGGGAAGAUCGAGAUCAAGCGGAUCGAGAACACAACUAACAGGCAGGUCACUUUCUGCAAGAGGAGGAAUGGUUUGCUGAAGAAGGCAUAUGAAUUGUCUGUGCUUUGUGAUGCUGAGGUUGCUCUUAUUGUCUUCUCCAGCCGUGGCCGCCUCUAUGAGUAUGCCAACAACAGUGUUAAGGCCACCAUUGAUAGGUACAAGAAGGCCAAUUCAGACACUGCAAACACUGGAUCUGUUGCUGAGGCCAAUGCUCAGUACUAUCAGCAAGAGGCUGCCAAGCUGCGGCAGCAGAUUGGGAAUUUGCUGAACACAAACAGGGUCUUUAAGGCUUUUAACAGGAAUCUUGCUAUGUUGGCAAACAACUCUGGCUCUUCUUCUAGACAUAUGCUUGGUGAAUCACUCGGAGGCCUGAAUGCCAAGGAGCUCAAGAACCUGGAGAGCAAACUAGAGAAAGGAAUCAGCAGAAUUCGUUCCAAAAAGAAUGAGCUGCUGUUUGCUGAGAUAGAGUAUAUGCAGAAGAGGGAAAUUGAUUUACACAACAACAACCAGCUUCUUCGCGCAAAGAUUGCUGAGAAUGAGAGGAAGCAGCAGAGCAUGAGCUUGAUGCCAGGAGCGAGUAGCAGCUACGAGAUCGUGCAGCCACACCAGCAGUUCGACUCUCGAAACUACUUCCAAGUCAAUGCAUUGCAGCCCACCAACCAUUACCCUCAACAAGAACACAUGGCACUUCAGUUGGUCUGAAUGUGCAUCAAUGGAGAGAGGGGAAAGGAAGCCAUUUCUGCUCUCCCUCCAGAGUCUGUAAGAAGCACAUAUCUUUGUGCAGGUGUAUGCCACCAAAAUGCAUAUAUGAACCAAGUGUUGUGAAGUAUAAUGAAGAAAAAAAAAAGGCAGUGGAAAUACUAGAACACUGUUGCUGCUGCUUCAGCCUUUUGAGAGAAAAGGUCAUGAAAUGAAGUAUCUUUCCUUUUACUACUACUGUCUACUGCUGCUGAUGUGGGUUAAAAACAUUGUAAUUCCCCCCCAUUCCUAUGUUCCUCUCUUGUGCGUGAUGUGAUUGUCUGUGAAAGAUUCAUUCUCAGAUUUCUUUUGUCGGUCAAACUUAUAAAAGCUCUCGUCAUCAUUGUUAUCACUAACCUAUGCCUCCAAUAUUAUAUCUACUACUACUAUUGUGAUAUAUCUCAGAUAUGAUUCUGUUGCUCUUGAGAAAUCGAAUUACAUUGGGGGUUUCGUGAUUGUUGGAUUGACGGAAUGACAAUUUAUUUUGAGUAAGAUAACACUGUCCAUCCAACGAUUACAGAGCACCCAAAAUAAAGAGAAAGGAGCAUGUAACUGCUGCAAAGCGGAUCACAGCUUAUUAUUGUUGCCCUGAACUAGCAGUUCGUCACAAGAUUCGUCCGAGAGCCCACCGGUAAAAGAGCGCGAUCAGGCGGCUGGCCGCUUCCGUGGGAUGGAAAGCGUCCCAAUAGGCGUGCGCCCUUCUCAACUUGCAAGGAUCCGUGUUGGGAAUGCAGAUUCCGGUCGCCGGGCUGGCCUUGCAGCACGGCGACGAUUUGAUCGGAAAAGCUAGGCCGGCAAUGGCGCCGGCGAGUGUGCUGUCCAGGUAGAUGAACUUUGCGUCGGAGUCGGAGAAACGAGCGUUGAGGUUGUCGAUGAGCGAUUCGAGGCGGUUGUUGAACGGGACCACGAGCUUGUUCAUGGAUUCGACGCAGAGCGAGCCGUUGGUUCCGUAGGUUGUUAUAGCACCGGGCGUGCAGCCGAUUCGAUUCACGCCGGCGACUCCCACCUUCCUUGCCCCCAAUUCGGGGACUUACCACGAGCUGGUGAGAGUAUUGUUCGACGAGAAGUGCAGCAAACUGGUCAGGGUUGUAGCGUUUGCUGAAGUUGGAGAAUUGGGUCACGAGGUAAUUAGCGAUGUAAUCGUUGUUGCCCAUAUUGCUCAAGUACAAGCAUUGCCCUAGGUGGUCGUCGGCAGCCUUCUUGCUCCCCAAUUUCUGAGCUAUACGUGACACCGUCUCUUCGUGAUUCUUCACUUGCUGGCUCAUGUCUAUGUUCUCAC